AUGGAAUUCAGAAACGGCACCUUUGUUACUGUGAAGGGUAACCAUCUUCAGAGAUCUCACUACCAGACAGUGUGGCAGCAGCCAGAGUCUGAGCCAGUCCAUUCAGGAGACUCUGUGACUCUGCAGUGUUCAGUCCUCUCUGAGUCCUGUACAGGACAACACAGUGUGUUCUGGUUCAGAGCCGGAGAAUCCCAUCCAGGACUCCUUUACACCCAAGGAGACAGGAGUGAAGAGUGUGAGAAGAGACCUGAGACUCCCUCUCCUACACGGAGCUGUGUCUACAGCCUCUCCAAGAACAACCUCAGCUCCUCUGAUUCUGGGACUUACUACUGUGCAGUGGCCACAUGUGGAGAGAUACUGUUUGGCAAUGGAACAAGACUGGAUGUUGAACCAGCAGUGGAUCUCAUAGUUAUCGUCCUGGUGGUGUCUUUAGCUGUGUGUGUUGUGUUGAUCAUUAUCCUCAUCUGUACCAGAAAGACACGGACAGUGUGUGAAAAUUGUAAAGUGAGUGUUACCUAUCAUGGACCUGACAAGACAACUGCUGAACAGGUAAAUGGUCAGGAAGGUGAAGACUUGAACUAUGCUGCUCUGCAGUUCUCUGAGAUGAAAGCAUGGCGAUCGCACCCGUUGCCCCCUGCCCUCGACUCCAGUUCUAGUUCUGACUCCCUGUGUGUCAGCAUCUGUGACAGAGCCCUCACAGAUGUUGAGUUAAUCAACAGUUUUUUGGGGGAUCUGUGA
Molecule: messenger RNA, 738 nt
Organism: Osmerus eperlanus (European smelt)
Lineage: Eukaryota; Metazoa; Chordata; Actinopteri; Osmeriformes; Osmeridae
Exons: 6
Coding region: 1-738 (245 amino acids)
Biological process (GO): response to bacterium
Source: RefSeq, a predicted model, not a curated record